GGGCUUGACCUGACGCAGUCCUCUCUUUCUCUCUCUCGCUCUCUCCCCUCUCCUCUUCACGCUACACCGCUAGUCGGUCGUACCCCUCUCCCUUCCAACCGAUCCCAACUCGAGUGGGAUCCAUGAGUCUUUCUUUCUCUCUCCCUCUCUCUCUCUCUCUCUGUCUCUGUUCGGCGUAUGCGCGGACGAAGCGUCUGGAGUGUAUAUCGUUCUCGCUUUAACUCGGCCGUAUUCGGUGUUAGUCGGUCGAGCUCGAUGUUACUCGGUUAAAAUCGGUCGGUCUCGGUCGGGUUCCUCUUUACACGCGACUCCGCUUCGGCAGCUCCCUCUCUAAUUCUAUCUCUCUCUCUCCAUCUUUGUCACUCUUUCUCUCUCUCUCUUUUUCUGUCUGUCGUUAAUGCAGGCAUGCGCAUGCGCGAGAGUCGUGUUCCGUCUCCUCUCGAUGCCACCUAACCCCACUUACGAUCGGUACGUCCCUGUCUCCUCUCGCGACCCCACCUACCAGCGACACGAAAACUCUAACUCUCCCCCCUCCUCACGCUCCCCCCCUCUCGCCCCUUCCCUCUCCACUCCCCCGGCCCCAUCCAUUGCUGGGUAAUACCCCUCUUUCCCCGUACGUCUCCAUGAUUCCACCGCCUUGCCUGCCUGCCUGCCUGCCUGCCAGCCUGUGCCGUCCGUCCUUACGUCCGUCCGUCCGCCGCGUUUGGAUCUAUGCUUGUGUCGGUGGAUUUCGUGACGUUAACCUGGCGGCCCUGAAAACGUCGUCGUUCGGACCGACCGUGCGUUUUCGACUGCCCUUAACGACGUCGUGUGCCCCCGUCGGUGAUAUACGCGCGGAUUGUAAGUGAAACGCGGAGUGUGCUCAGUUUCUUUUUUUUUUCCCCUUUUUUGAGUUCUUUCAUCAUCGUCGUUGCCGUCGCCGUCGUCUUCCUCGUCGUUCAUCGUCGUUCAUCGUCAUCAUUUGUCGUCUUCGUUUGUGUCUUCUUUAUUAGCUAGCGUCAUUGUCGUCCUCAUCAUCAUCAUCAUCAUCAUCCUCGUCGUCGUCGUCGUCGUCGUAGUGUAAUAGUCGUCAAUUUGUACACGCAUAUGCGGUAGUGGCCAAUCGACAAACUGGAGAUAUAUAUUAUACAGAAGAAAUGGUUUAAGAGGAAAUCAUUGGAGGUGGUGGUGGUGGCGGCGACGGUGGAAGAAUUACAGCACACAAGGAAUACUAGAAGAAGAAGAUAGAACAAUGUUACGAGUAAUAAUAGUAGUAGCAUUAGUGUCGAUGAUGAUGACGAUGACAAUGGUCAUUAAUACGUGACACACAGUGCCGGCUCUCGCGUGUGGGUGUGCCCGUGGGUUAAAGUGUGCAACCGUGUAUCAGUGAGGAGAGCAUAUAUAUAUAUAUAUAUAUAUAUAUAUAUAAAAGAAAUAUAUAUAUAUAUAUAUAAAGGAAAGGCAGAGAAGAAAAAAAAAGGAGAGUGUGAAUGGACUUAUUACUAGUGAAGAGUGAAACAAACGACGAAAAGGAAGUAUAAUUGUCGAAGAAGAAAAGAAGAAAAAAAAAAGAAGAAAAAAGUUACAAUAAUAAUAAUAAUAAUAAUAAUAAUAAUAAUAAUAAUAAUAAUAAUAAUAAUAAUAAUAAUAAAAUAAUAAUAAUAAAAGUAAAAUAAUUACGACCGAAGAAAAAGGGUUAGUUCGAUGUGAAAUAAAGUUGUAUAGUAAAGGACGUGUUUUGUAGGUUGGUAAUGCAAUGGAGUAACGUGUGCGGGUUUUAAAAAGUGGAAGAUCGACAGAAAAAGGGAAAGAAAAAAAAAAAAAGAAGGGUGAAAAAAAAUUAGAAAAGGGGGAGGAAGAAGAAGAAAAAAAAUAGAAAAGAAAUCUUUCGUACCUUCUUCUUCUUCUUUUUCUUUUUCUUCCUCUUCUUCUUCGUUUUGUGCAUCGUCAUAUAAUAGGUAUUUGGGGGGGGGGUGGGAGGGUGUAAAUGUACAUAUGUAUAAUACGUGCGCGUAUAAUAAGUGCGUGAUCGCGCGCGUACACGUACAUAAUUUUCACUCGAGACUUAAACGGUGAAUUUAUUAUUAUAAAAAUUCGCCCAAAGAGAUUCCAAACGUCGACAAUCGUUCUGGAGAAAUUCGAGGAGAAGAUCCGGGCGGCCUGCCUUCGACAGCUGACGUCAUUACCGUACACAAUGCGCUAGGGGUGAUGGAGACAGUGGGCAAACAGGUCCAGGUAGUGAGUGGACUGGGGGUGGGGGGCCCAGUGGGCCCGGUCGGCCCAGUGGGGGGAGACCUGCACCACCAUCACCAUCCUCACCCCCAUUCGCAUCCACCGCACCCGCACUCCCACCCCCACGGUCAUCCCCAUGGGAGUCACGGGCAUUCUCUCGUUGGCGCUACGUCGACGGGCCCUGGUAGGGCUCAGGCUCAGCCAGCGGUUUCCCAUAACCAACAUUUGCCAUCGAGAUCCACUCCCGUACAAAUGCACAGGCCGACGCAGAAUUACGUGAACAUCAAGAGCAGCAGUAGUCCAGUAUCACCGAGGACGGCCGGUGCAGGAACAACGUAUGUCCAAGGCGGUGCAGCAGCAGCAUCGUCGGCGGCUGCUGCGACGGGAGGAAGCGGUGCCACGAAUUCAGUAGCUCCGUCAGGUCCAUCGAAUAGCAGCAAUAGCAGCGGAGCCGGGGUUGGCGUUGGUGUCGGCGUCGGCGUUGGCGGCGUCGGCGUUGGGAACGUCGGCGUCGGUGUCGUUAACGUUGGCGGCGGUGGUGGUGUCGGUGGCGGUGGUGGCAGCACCGUCAGCGCAGGAGUGGGAGGAGUGAGCGUGGUAGCGCCGCCUGUGGUUGGAAGUGGAAACAACGGAAAUGGCGGCAACUGUACGGGAGGUGUCGGCGGUGGAGGUGGAGGAGGAGGAGGAGGAGGCGCUGGAGUUGUUGUUGGUGGUGGUGGUGUUGUUAACAGCAGCAACAACGGUGGAAAUGUCAGUGGUGGCGGGAAUGGUGGAUCAGGGUCCAGCGGAAAUCCAAAUGGUAGUGGCGGCGGCGGCGGCGGUGGCGGUGGUGGUGGCGGUGUUGUUGGUGGCGGAGCUGGUGGCGGUGGCGGCGGCGGUGGUGGUGCCGGUGGUGGCGGUGCACCAACGGGUUACGUCGCUGUACCAAUGCCAGGUGGUUUACGAUACAUCCAUCCUUAUCCGCAAACAUCAUCUACGGUAUCCUCUGGCUCGGGAUCAUCAGUUUCAGCUAUUUCAGCAGCCAUAGCUGCAGUGGCCGCUAACUCGACCUCAGCAGUGACCGCCGCAGCUGCCGUUGCUGCCGUGGUUGCUGCCGCUGCUGGAUCUGUACCGCCCACCUCUGUACCCGCCACUGCAUCUCCCGCUAGCAUUAGCCAAACACCACCACCGCCUCCUACGGGAACCGGAUACGUUUCCAGGGACGCCUAUCGCGGCGCCACUAUAAACGUAAACGAGAGGAUUGCUAUAAGCGUGAGCAGUAGUCCAUUAUCACAAGUUGGAAUCAAUGUUGGUGUAGUUGCUGCCGAAUAUGGUGCCGCGGGUGGUAGUAUAAAUAGCGGUAUGGGAAGUGGUAGAGGAGAAAGACCAAGGAUGUCCCUGUUGUCAUCGGCAUCGGUUGCACCCGCACCAUCGCCAACUGCAUCGGAUUAUCAACACAUGCCAGGUGCGAGGAAUCCAAGAGUAGGCCUUAUACCUGUCCAAUCGGAUCAGUAUUGUAGCCGUACUGCCGUUGAGAUGGCAACGUUACAAGAGGCGCCGCCAUUUAAAAAAAUACGCCUUGGCCCACCAACACAGGUUCAAAUACAAUCGCAAUCUCAGUCACGAUGUCAGAGUCUUCCACCGGCUGAUGCUUGCAUCAAACAGGAACAUAUAGUACCCUUGCAACAACCAUUAAGGAUAGACACUAGGGGGCAGCCUGCUACAGGUGCAUAUACACCACAAACAGAGGCAAUCUCACCAACGCUUCCAGAGCCCAAUACGCAAGAGGAUGCACAGUUCCGUAGUACCAAGGACGAUCUUUUACAGCAGAUCGGUAAAGUCGAUAGGGAGAUUGCAAAGAGGGAAUCACAGAUAAGUAAGCUUCGGAAAAAGCUUAAGGAAUUGGAGGAAACGGCUAAUAAACCUUUGGAGGCCAGUGGUCUUAAGCGACAAAUCGAAGAACAGUCGCAACAACCAAAGCAUCAGUCAUUGGCGCAAAAAAUUUAUGCCGAGAAUAGAAGAAAAGCGGAAGAAGCGCAUAGACUUUUAGAAAGAUUGGGUCCUAAGGUGGAGCUGCCAUUAUAUAAUCAGCCAUCAGAUACCAGUGUAUAUCAAGAAAAUCGUACGAGGCAUCAAACUUGUAUGAGGGCGAAAUUAAUAGCAAGAUUACGAAGGGAGCAUGCUGAAAGAGCGUCCCUUCAUAGGCAGCAGUCUCAAUCUUAUGCGAUUCUCGUUCAGGAAUGGCAUCGUAAGGUUGAACGGUUAGAAGCAACCCAAAAGAGAAAAUCGAAAGAAGCGAAGAACCGUGAAUUUUUCGAAAAGGUAUUCCCUGAAUUGAGAAAGCAAAGAGAAGACAAGGAACGUUUUAACAGGGUUGGCGCACGUAUUAAGAGCGAAGCCGAUCUUGAAGAAAUAAUGGAUGGUCUUCAAGAGCAAGAGAUGGAAGACAAGAAGAUGCGUUCGUACGCGGUCAUACCACCUCUACUUUUGGAUACUAAACAACGAAGGAUCGCAUUUCAAAAUCGUAAUGGUUUACUCCAAUUAGAAGAAUUGGAAGCUUUACAUAGUGAAAGAAAAUUGAUAAACGUUUGGAGUUCUGUAGAGCAUGAACUGUUCAAAGAAAAGUACUUGCAGCAUCCGAAAAAUUUCGGUGCGAUAGCUCAAUCCUUAGAGCACAAGUCCGUUCCAGAUUGUGUACAUCACUACUACCUCACUAAGAAAGCUGAAAAUUAUAAACGGUUGCUACGGAGAUCUAGACAAAGGACACGCAGUUCCCGUAAUAAUCCUAAUAAUAAGGUUAAUAAUAGUAAUUCUACUAUUGGACCUAUCGACAUAUUGACAACGGGAGUUACCACAAGGCUGCAACGUGAGCAGCAACAAAAGACGCAGGAAAAUCCUCAGAAUAAUAAUACGACAGGUGCGUCGUCUACGACUACGACGACGACGACGACGACGACGACGACGACAACAACAACAACUACAACAAUAACAACAACAGCAACAACGUCUACGACAACAAUGACGACGACGUCAUCUUCGACGUCUAGUAUAUCGACUGGUACAACGACGUCGUCGUCGUCGACGAAUACUACGUCGUCGUCAUCGUUGUCGUCGUCGUCGUCUUCGACGGCGGCAACGACAACAGCGGCGGCGGCGGCGGCAGCGGCGGCGGCAGCAGCAGCAGCAGCAGCGGCAGCAGCGGCGACAACGUCGACGACGACGACGACAGGUGCGGGUCAGAGUUCAGUGACCCUGAAUACGAAUAUGUCUACCGAUUCUAUAACGGCAGUAACGACAACGUUAACCACUGCAGCGACGACAACGACAUCGACAGCGACUACGUCAACGACGACAUCGUUAAAUUCAAUCCUCAUGUCGAUUUUUUCAUCCUCGUCAUCGACGACAUCGGCCAGUACAAAGGAUACAAAAGAUAAUGGCAAAGAGAACAAAGAGAACAAAGGAGACAACAAGGAUUUACAUGUCCUUAAAAUGGAGAUAAAAGAAGAAUCACAAUCUAGUUCGGAAACACCAUCGAAUAAGGAUGUCAAAGUCAUAAUGGAAGGUAAAAACACGUUGUCGUCGUCGUCAUCGUCCUCAUUGAACGUCAACACCGCUAAUGUACCUGGCAUGCAGACCGAAUUCAAGGAUACGGGUAAAAAGAAAACGAGUUGUAGUAGAGAGACCACCGGUGGUACAGGUGGUGGUGUCAUUGGUGGUGGUAAUAACGCGGCAGCUACUAGUAGGAUUAAAGAUAAGAAGAAAGAAAAUCAUGCCACCCCAAUGGAGACUAGUGACGAAGAGGCACAGUCCAUUGAUACCAUUGAAGGUGGCAGACAAAUUGGACCUCAUGCCUGUGCAAUUUGUCAGAAUGUGGUAGAGGGAAAUGCUCAGAGUCGUGCAUUACCACGCAGUCAAGCAUCCCAAUAUGGUUUAAGGGAGGAUCAAGUAGCACCAGGGGCACGAGUUUGCAACACCUGCAGGUGCAAAGCCGUACGAGGACGUUACACAGCCUGUCCCCUACCGGGUUGUCCUAAUCUCAAUAAUACCAGUUCCAAGACACGAGUGAAACGAUUACGUGCACUACCAGCCAAAUGGCUAGAUUUGCCAUCUGAAAUUAGAGAACCCAUUAUUCAAGAAUUUCAAAUACCCAACAGUGCUACCAAGUGUUGUUCGGCCUGUUUCAAUCGGAUAUCACGACGUUUGGCGCCGCAUUUGGCAGGUGGUACGGAAAUCUCCGAAGACGGGACCGAUUCGUUGGCAAGACAAUGGACGGAUGAGGAAUUGGAUCAAUUGAAGAGAGCUUUACGCGAACACGGUACUAAUUGGCCAAAGGUGGCCGAACUAAUCCCUGGAAAGACGAAUCAUCAAUGCAAAAAUUAUUAUUUUGCGUAUCGGAAAAAGUUGAGCUUGGAUCAGGUUGUAGCCGAAUAUUAUCAAUCAUUGGGCGAAGAACGAAGACCAUGUUUGACCGAUGAGGAAGAAAGUGGUAGCAGUACGAGUAGUUGCGAUGAAUUAGCCGUACAUGAUUCAAGUGACACGGCAAGUGCUGGUAGUCCGGCUAAUAAUAUAUCAGGCAAUACAACCGCACAAACAACAUCCUCGGCAUCAACCUCAUUACCGAUAGCCUUUACAAGAACAACGGAUUCAAAAAUUAGUGACAAACUCGCAGAUAUAGCAGUUGUUUCUUUGGUACCACCAGUUAGCAUUGGAUCAUCUCAACAACAAUCCUCGAUCAGUGGUGGUGGUGGUAAUGGUACUAUCGUAUCGGCGGGCAAUAGAGAAGAUUACGAUAGUUCUGCCACGGAGACGGCGGACGAAGGUCAGGGAGGUGCUGAUUUGGACAAUAACAGUGUUGUAGUGACACUUACUACUGCCAGCAAUGCCAAUUCUUCAUUGCAAGAACAUCCGCAGGCACCACCCGUCGUCCAUUCGCCACCUUCAACUACGAGUAACAAUCCAUUAACUGUGAAAGAUCUCAUGUUAGGCGUCAUUGAGAUGCAAUUAAAACGAAAUCCCAAUAGUCCAGCCGGUACUGGCGGUUUAUCCGUACCCGUUAAUUCCGGUACACCAACGAUAUCGAGCAUAUUAAAAACGGAUCAUCGGAAUGACAUUACCUUUGUACGCGAAUACAAGCCAUCGUCGAGUAUCGCAAGUACUGCCAUGUCGAACAGAGACUCUAAUUUAGCGACACUUUCCGUUGUUUCGAGUCAUCACAGUCAUCGUUCAGCACCCAGUCCUCAACAAAUCAGUCAAAUGCAAGCAACUAUUACUCCUUGUCCUCCAACGACGCUUAGUAAUCAAAGUUCAUCGUCAGAUAUGUUACCUAAGGAAGGCCUAGUCGUGAUGCAGGUACAACAGGCAUUACGUGAGACCGAAGGUACUCUAGAUUUGAGUAUUAAAAAGCCAAGACAACAGCAAGAAUAUAAUCACUCGAUGCAAUCUAUUCACAAACCAUCUACGGUAACUCUUUAUCGUUCUGAACCACCACCGGGUGCUUAUUAUCAUCCUCAUGCUCAUCCCGAACAAGGACGCGGAGCUAAGAGCCCAUUGAUUUAUGCUUCGUCGCCAAGACCUCAAGCUCCAUUAACACCGAAGAUGAAUAAAGUAUCUGUACCGCCGCCUCAUCCGAAAUUGUCACCAAAGUUAAGUAGCAUCGGUACGGCCACUCACAAAGGUGGAUCCAUAACUCACGGUACACCAGUUUCGAGUGCUCGUUACGAAGGUUUGCUCAGACAAAUGACACCACCUGGUAAUCCAAGUAGCGGCGUCGGUACUACGAGCGGACCUACCGUUGGUAGUUCGGUAAAUACAUCGGGAAAUCAAGGUCCGAAAGAACCUGGCUCAAUAACCCAGGGUACGCCUGUUCAUCCAUUCACUGUAGAAAAACGUCCGCCUAUGUAUGACUACCGUACAAUUCGACACUCACCCGUAACGACUGGUAACGUUCCUGGACAAGGUCAAGGCCAAUCGGUUACAGCCGCUGUAGUGGUCACUCAUAGCAAUCAAUAUAAUUCGUAUUCGAAUCGACCACCGCCUAGCUACACGAUGGAACAACAAUUGUCCUCGAGACAGAUUAUAAUGAACGAUUAUAUAACUAGCCAACAAAUGCACGCUCGUAGCCGUGGCAGCGGUGGUACCUCGGAAACCGCUCCUAAAAAUGAAGCACCCUCGACCCUUUAUUAUACCGGUACUCCACCACCUCAAACGCACACACAACCUCGCCAAGGAGUUAUACAAAGGCAUAAUCCGCAAAAACAAAUGCAUUAUCCACCUCCGCCACCAGGAUUAGAGGCCUUCUCCAGUCUGGUAGAUGUCGCGGUGCAACAACCGAGUCUUCCAGUUCCUCAUCCCCACAGUCACCCUGCCUCAAGCAGUGGUGGCCACGAAGGAUUAGGAAAAACGAUGGCGGAUAGAUUGCUAGCCGACCGUUACGUAGAUAACAAUAGAGCGUUCCGCGAGCAAGAGAUACGUUUGCAAGAACACCGUUUGGCUAUGCAACAGCAACAGGCUGAACAUAGAAUGGUCGUUGCACAUCAUCAUCAGCGUGACAGAGAAAGAGAACGUGAUUUGGUACAUUUGCGCGAGAAGGAAGAGCAUAGGUUGCAAAGGGAAAAGGAGUAUCAACAAUUGGAACAUCGUUUGGCUGUUCAGCAACAUCAUCAGCGUGAGAAAGAGAUUCAACAGCAGGAACACCGUUUGGCACAGCAACGAGAGAAGGACAUACAGCACGUUGAUCAUAGACUUUCGGCACAACAAAGGGAGAAAGAGAUACAACAUGCAGAGCAUCGUAUAACGGUUCAUCAGCAAAGAGAGAAGGAGAUUCAUCAGCAGAUGGCAGCGGCUGCGGCUCAACGAGAGAAAGAGCAUCAGGAACAUCGUCUUAAUGUGCAGCAACGAGAAAAGGAGAUACAACAACAGCAAGAGCAAAGGCUCGCGAUGCAGCAACAACGAGAGAAGGAAAUUCAACAGCAACAGCAACAACACGCGGAACAUCGCUUAGCUAUGCAACAACAAAGAGAACGAGAUUUGGCUCAUUUGCAUCAGCAACAGCAACAGCAGCAACAUAUACAACAGCACAUUCAACAACAGCACCGCAUGGAAGCCGAGAGACGGCAUAUGGCGCAAUUGUAUCGCGACCAACAGCAACAGCAACAACAGCAAUUGGACAGAGAAUCCUCGAGAUUACUAAGCAGUGGAUUUUCUCAAUCUUCGAGACUUCAACAACCACAGCAACCGCAGGCCCAACAACAGUCGCAAUCGUCGUCUCGUCAAAAUCAAUCUUCGAGUCAGCAGCAAAAUGAAACCUCGUCAACUUUGACAGCAGCUAGCUUGAUAGAUGCCAUUAUAACACAUCAGAUUAAUCAAAGCGUAGAAAACGCUGGAGGUAGUGCAGCAUCGAAUAAUCAACCUACGCGACCAGGCGAUCGACUGUUCCAAGAAUUCCAUUUGGACACACCGGCAGAACCUAAUGGUAUGGUACACAGUCCAGCCGGAGAAGGAAGAGGUAACAGUGGAGCAGGUGGUGGGAGUGGCAAUGGUAGUGGAAACAAGGCUAUUACUCUAGGGGAACACGUCGAUCACAUUGUAACUAAGGAUUAUGGGCCUCCCCAUUCGUCGUAUAGAUCUUAUACCGGAUAUCAGAUUUCGGAGGAACAAUGGAAAAGGCGGAAAGGAAACGAAGCGGACUCUGUGAAGGCCAGUGACGACCGACAGAUAAUCCGAGUUGCUCAACAACAGUCGCAGCAGCAACAGCAACAGCAACAACAGCAACAGCAGCAACAACAACAACAACAACAACAGCAGCAGCAGCAGCAGCAACAUCAGCAAUCCUCAUCCUCGGUUGGGAAACAACAGUUCCAUUCCGUCGAACCGGUAUCUCCUCCAGAAGCUAACACUAAUCAUUACGGGCGUCGCUUCUACGAAACGAGCACUGCCACCUCGACUUCCGGGACACCCUCUAACAAGCCACAUCUAUCACCACUGGAUUAUGUUAAGAAUAAAAUCGUAGAGGUUAUGCGUACGUCCGAAGAUGAUAAAGCUGGAUCAGCAGGAGGAGGAGGAGGAGUAGGAGGAGGAGGAGGAGGAGAAAGAGAAAGAAACGGAGGAGGAAGUGGUGCCAGUUCGGGUGGUGCCGUUGUUGCUGCUGGAGGUUCCACCGUUGGUAGUGGUGGCGGUGGUGGUGGCGGUGGUGGUGGUGGUACUGGUGGUAUAGUAGUAGGUGGUACUCCUGGAGGAGGUGUUAAUACCGGCGCUGCUGGUGGUGGUGGUAGUAACAGUGGUAAUAGUGCCAGUGGUAGUGUCGUUACUGGUAAUAACCCUGGUUCUGGUCCUGGUAAUUCAUCGUCCGUUGAAAAAGAUGAAAAAUCAAAUAUGAACGUCGAUAGUCCCGUUAACAGCGAAAUGAUUGUCGACGAUACAUCCAAACAAGCUCAACAACAAUCUGCUAACCAAGCUACCCCAGCUCCACCAGCUCCCACUACUACUUUUUAUCCGUUCAGUGCACUAGGUGUACACACAGGACCACCUCCGGCGCCUCCACCUCCCACCUCGGUAUCAGCUGCCGUUUCUAAAUCCGAACAGAUGCAACCGGAACCAGCACCUUUGCUUUCCGCUCAAUACGAGCCAUUAUCGGACGAGGAUUGAUAGUCUGUUGAUCCUUUAAUUAAGGGCAAGUCGAAGCGCCAUGACGCGUUUAUUAGGAUAUUUCAACAGUGUCGUACGUUUCGACGAGUACGAAUUGGAUAGUAAAAAAAGAAACAGGUGUUGAUAACUGAGAUAUAUAUAUAUAUAUAUAUAUAUAUAUAUAUAUAUAUAUAUUAUAAAUAAAUGAAUAAAUAAAUAUAUAUAUAUACACACACACAUUGUCGGACGAUAGACGUUACGUCUUUUUCUUCUUAAUUUUUUAUUUGUUUCUUUCCUUAUCUUUUUUUUUUUCCUUUUUUUUCUCUCCUUUUAAAUCUACUUCCAUUCUCAAAAUCACGCGUGAUAUGUCUCAUUCAAUGACUAUCCUUCUUUUUGUUUUCACUUCUUAUUUCCCCCCCCUCUCUUUCUUCCUGUCUUGAUUUUUAUCUUCAUUUCACCUAAUCUUAAUUUUUUCAUUCUUCUUCUUCUUCUUCUUCUUCUUUCAUUCAUUCUUUCUUUAUUUUUUCCUUUUUUAAAUACGCAUCUCAAAUGUGUAUACUUUGUAGUGAAAUGACAAAUCCAGGGGCGCCUUUUAAAUCUGGGUAAGAAACUCUCAGACGUGUCAUUUUUUAUAAAUUCUAUUAAGUUGUAUUAUUGUAAUUUCUUUUUUUUUUUUUUUUUUUUUUUUUUUUCUUUUAAUU
This is a messenger RNA of Vespa crabro (European hornet), 11513 nucleotides long. RefSeq names its product protein split ends (gene Smr). The coding region runs from base 2188 to 10833 and encodes 2881 amino acids. Lineage: Eukaryota; Metazoa; Arthropoda; Insecta; Hymenoptera; Vespidae. Gene Ontology annotation, biological process: regulation of transcription by RNA polymerase II. The record is from RefSeq and is a predicted model, not a curated record. The transcript is spliced from 17 exons.